AUGUCCUCCAGAAAAAUAUAUUGUUGUCGUGAAAUAUCUGCAGCGGUUCCAGGGUUGCCAUUGAUAGGAAAUCUACUGCAGCUAAAAGAUAAGAUAUUUCAUCAGACUUUUGCAAACUGGGAAGAAAUCUAUGGACCCAUUUACUCCAUUAAAAUAGGAGCUUCUACUAUUGUUGUCCUCAAUAACACCGAUGUUGUCCAAGAGGCAAUAGUAACUAAAUUCUCAUCCAUUUCAAAGAGGAAGCUUACUCACGCGAUGAAAAUACUUGGAACUGAUAUUCUCAUAGCAAGUGAUUCUAAUGAAUAUCAUAAGAUGGCAAGACGACUUGUAGUCACUCACAUGCUGGGAGCUGGUGCUCAGAGGCGACAUCGUGCACACAGAGACAUCAUGAUGGAUAACAUAGUGCGUUGCUUACAAGCCCAUGCCAAGGAAAAUCCUCUCAAACCAGUAAACUUCAGGAAGAUACUCCAAACUGAAAUCUUUGGUCUAAUUUUGAAACAAGCAUUAGGAAAAGAUGUAGGAUCUUCAAAAUAUAUUGAAGGUCUUGGUGAAACUUUGUCAAGAGAUGAGAUCUUAAAGGUUUUAGUGUUGGAGCCACUAUCGGGAGGAAUUGAAAUGGACUGGAGAGACUUUUUCCCGUAUAUGAGAUGGGUUCCUAAUAAAAACUUUGAGAAACACAUUGGACGGAUGGAGACACGCAGGCUAGAAGUGAUGAAAACUCUUAUUGAGGAGCAACAGAAACGGAUUUCAUCGGGAGAGGGAAUAAAUUGUUACCUGGAUUGGUUGAUGUCGGAAGGGAAAACUCUUACAAAGACACAAGUGAGCAUCUUGAUUUGGGAGACCAUUUUUGUGGGUACCGAUUCAAGUGUACAAACCGCAGAAUGGGCCAUGUAUGAACUUGCAAAAAACCCAAAAUAUCAGGAUCAAUUACACCAUGAAAUACAAAAGGUAUGCGGAAACGGCAAAUAUACAGAGGAGCAGUAUUCAGGGGUUACGUACUUAGGCGCCGUUUUUCAUGAAACAUUGAGAAAGUAUCCCCCUUCACUAAUAGCCCUUCCACUUAAAUAUGUACAUGAAGAUACUCAACUAGGAGGGUAUGACAUUCCUGCUGGAACAGAGAUUGCCAUCAACAUCUAUGGUUGCAAUAUGGACAAGAACCAAUGGGAUUCACCCAAAGAAUGGAAACCCGAGAGAUUUCAAGAUAGUAAGCAUGAUCCCAAGGAUCUUUACAAGACUAUGUCAUUUGGAGGAGGAAAGAGGGUCUGUCCAGGAGCUUUGCAAGGACUUCUGAUUACUAGCACUGCUAUUGCCAGGUGUAUUCAAGAGUUCAAGUGGAGUUUGGAACUAGCCGAAUCGGAGGAAGAAGAUAUAAAUACUACUACCCUCACAACUCAAAUCCCCAAUCCUUUUCUAGCAACUCCAAGAAAUUGUUGAUGGAGUCGAGAUUAGGUUUUAAUUUAUUUAUUUUUAAAUAAAACAGAAACUGCGAGCACUAUGAAUCAGAGGCCUUUAUACGUCGUCCGUUGACUAGUCAACUGUUAAUUUGACAUCACGUUUGAGAGAAGAAAAAACUACGUAGUACUCACUAAUUUUCCAGCUCUUCUAGUAUUUGUUUUCAUUCUAUAGGCACAUUGAAACCCACACCAAAGACACCAAAGGCCAAAUGCAGUAUCAUGCGGGCAUACCUCUUUCUGUACCUUAAAUACAU
This is a messenger RNA of Papaver somniferum (opium poppy), 1708 nucleotides long. Its product is annotated as ent-kaurene oxidase, chloroplastic-like. Gene Ontology annotation, molecular function: iron ion binding; heme binding; ent-kaurene oxidase activity. Gene Ontology annotation, biological process: gibberellin biosynthetic process. Gene Ontology annotation, cellular component: endoplasmic reticulum; chloroplast outer membrane. Lineage: Eukaryota; Viridiplantae; Streptophyta; Magnoliopsida; Ranunculales; Papaveraceae. The transcript has 7 exons. The coding region runs from base 1 to 1434 and encodes 477 amino acids. The record is from RefSeq and is a predicted model, not a curated record.